CCGAAUGAACCAAGUACGACACCAUUCCUUUGUUUACAACGUUUAAAACAUCUUAUCAAUUACAAUCAUAACAAUUUCAAUUUAGAUGUGCGCCCGACACCAAGGUACGGAAUUGCAAUCCCGAAAGUCAGUCGUAUAGGCUAAUAUGGGAGAGUUGUGAAGGUAUGAACCAGUGCGUUCUGUCCGCAACCGAUUCCUCAAUGGCAAGUACUCGUUGCUUGAAAAGUUAUAUCCGUGACUCACAUCAUAAGUACAUCCAUGUCCAGUAUCGUUGUGAAGUUCCAGGUCGUACUGUUAUCGGUAACUGCGACGAUGGUAAUGCUGGAUGGGGAGACUGGCUUUCGACGGAUAAUCCGAUGCGUAUUGGCGAUGUCGAACUGGUUAGUCAUCAUCGCAUAUUAAAAGAAGGCUGCAGAGAUCCAACUGCCAUAGAGGUUCAACUUAAAGAAGGUGGAGAUUACCACGAUGGAAACGAUGUUCUAGAAAUAGCCCGUACUUAUGGAGUGGUUUGCCUAAACUCAAGACAACGUCGUGGAAAAACAUGCAGCGAUUACAAAAUUAGAUAUUGCUGCCAGAAAAAGGCUCUCAGAAAAUGCAAAAAUCCUGGACCUAUAAAGAAUGGAAGAAGACCAGGGCGUUCAAGCUUUCCUAUAGGAUACGAGCUAACUUAUUCCUGUCAAAAUAGAUAUAACAUGAUCGGCCAAGCAAUGCUAAAAUGUCUUGAAGGGGGACAAUGGUCAGCAAAACCUCCACGAUGUGAAAGAGCAGUUAUCCGGAGGGGAGCAAGGUGCAAAGCCUUCGGAGAUCCUCACUACAUUCAAUUCGACGGAAAAAAACGAUACGAUUUCAUGGGAAAGUGCACUUACAGAAUGGCAGAAACCUGUAAAAUGGAUUCCUCCAACGAACAAUGGUUUUCUAUUCAAGCGAAAAAUGAAGUGCGAAAAAAUCGGCACGACGUUUCAUAUCUCAGUUUAAUCAUAAUAAAACUAAAAGCAGGAACUGUUGAAAUAAGGCUCGAAAAAGACGGGGUUGUCAAGGAAAAUGGAAAAGUAGUGAGAGAGCUGAGAAAUGAUUUAUAUCAAUGUUCAGUCAGCGGAAAUAACAACAUCGUUUUCACAACCAAGUUUGGACUUCGCGUUUCUUACAAUGGCAAUGGAAUGACAAUCAAUCUGCCCAGUAGUUACCGCAAUCAGGUUUGCGGCAUAUGCGGUAAUUACAACGACGACAAUUCAGACGACUUGGUGAUGGAGUCGGGUGUUACAGCAAGCGACUUUGCAGAAUUUGCCAUUAGCCACGAAACUGUGGCGUGCGGAGAAGUGCCUGGAAGCGGUGGUUGUUCAGACGAAGAAAGACAGAAAUGGGAAGAUGAAUGCAAAUGGCUCAUUACGGAUGGGGUUUAUGACCCAUGUCAACCUCACAUCGACCCAACACCGUAUUAUGAAUCAUGCGUUUACGAUCAGUGUGCGACUGGGGGCGAUAAAGAUGAUCUUGAGGAGGCAUUACGUGGUUAUGCAGAAGAUUGUCUGGCUAUAGGCGUUCCUAUUUGUGAUUGGAGGAGAAAGACUAAAUCACGGGGACUACGUUGUCCACCAAAUAGCAGAUACGUUGGUUGUGCAUCACCAUGCGCUAACACGUGCAACAACCCAACAGCGGCCAACAGUUGUGAAGACGAAACAUUUAUAGAAGACUGCGUUUGCAAUCCAGGAUAUUUGAGGGAAGGAAAUCAGUGCAUUAAACGAAACCAAUGUGGAUGUAAUGUUGGAGGAAGUGUUUACUCGAAAGGAGAUACAUAUGAAGAGUCAACUUCCAUCUGUACAUGCAAAGGACAAAACAAUUUUGAAUGUACUUGCAAAGAAGGGUACAAACAAGAAGAAAGCGAUAACGGCAUUGUUUGUACAAGUAUUUGUCCCCCCACAAUGGUAUACUCAAAUUGUGCUCCAUCUUGUCCUCGUUCGUGUCUGGACAAAUAUAAUCUUCCACCAAAAGCAUGUACACUAGAAUGCAGGCAAGCAUGUGUAUGUCCAGAUGGCAUGAUUCUAUCUGACAAAGACAGCAGUCAAUGUGUAAAACCGUCAGAAUGUCCAGCGCGAGACGUGUGCAGAGCAUGGGGAGAUCCUCAUUAUAUUCAGUACGGCCGAAGCAGCACAUUUGAUUUUAUGGGAUUAUGCACGUACCUGAUGUCUGAAACUUGUGAUCUUGAUAAAUCCAAUCCUCGAUGGUUUUCUGUUCGAGUCGAAAAUGAGAAACGUUUCAACAGAGAAGGUGUAUCUUGGGUGAAAAAUGCACGAAUACUUUUGGAAGGAGGAAAAAUAAACAUCACUCUUGCAAAAGAUGAGAAAGAAAAGUUUGCUUUGAUCAAUGGAAAAAAGAUUGUGGAAGCAACCUCAGCUAGCUUUACUUUAAGAAACACAGGGAGAGCAAUAACUGUAACAACAGACUGCGGAGUUGAAGUAACUUAUAAUGGGAAUGCUGUGAUUGUCAAAGCUCCAGAAGCAUACAAGAAUAAACUCUGUGGAUUAUGUGGGGACUAUAAUGGAGAUCCAUCAGAUGAUCUAAAGAUGAGAAAUGGCAUGAUGGCAAAGGAUUUCAAUGAAUUCGGUGAUAGUUAUCAAGUUGGUGAAUGUGGGGAAAAGACUCCUCCCUCUAUUGAUUGUCCUAAAGAAGGAGACACCAGAUGGUCAACCAAUGAAUAUUGUGGAAUUCUUUUGACUGAUGAAUAUUUCUUAUCUUGUGAAAAUGGUGAAUUACAUUAUCAAAGUUGUGUGUUUGACAUGUGUGCAACAGAUGGAAACAAAGAUGUUUUAGAGCAGGAUUUAGUAUUUGCAACUUAUGACUGUCGUAAUCCUGAUCCUGACAUACCAAGUCCUCCAUGUGACUACCGAAAAAUAUUUGGUAUUGCUAUGAUGUCAUGUCCAGACCAUAGUUCAUAUCAAGGUUGUGCAAGUGCAUGUCCUAAUACAUGCCAAAAUCCCAAAGCCUCAGAAAGUUGUCCACUUCCAGCUGUUGAAAAUUGUGUCUGUGAUGAAGGUUAUGUGCGGGAAGGUGUACGAUGUAUACAAGAGCAAGAAUGUGGAUGCACUAGAGAUGGUUAUUAUUAUCAAGCGGGAACUUUAAUAAGAAAUGAACCAGAAAAUACAGGCUGUUUGUGUAUGGAAGGAAAAUUUGUUUGUGGUUGCCUAGAUGGUUAUACAAAAUCAUAUGACGACAGAUGUACAAGAAUAUGCACUCCACCUAAGGAGUUUACAACUUGUGCAACUGUAUGUCCAAGGACUUGUGAUGAUCCAAGUCCGGCAACUUGCACACAGAACUGUGAUAUAGGUAUUCAGUGUGUUUGUUCGAAAGGUUAUGUACAAGUUUCCAAAGAUGACUCGACAUGUGUACUACUUGAAGACUGUAAACCAAAAUGCAAAUAUGAUUCAUGUAAUGAAAAUGCAAUUUGCUCAGAAACGGAUGAUGGAAUAAGAUGCAAAUGCUUAGAAGGAUAUAUAGGAGAUGGAAAAACUUGCACAAAACCAACUAAACCUUGUCAACCAAACCCAUGUUUGAAUGGCGGAAGAUGCACACCAGAUGGUUUUGGUGGAUACAGUUGUGCUUGCUUCAGAUUUUAUUCAGGCAAAAAUUGUGAAAUUGAACCAAUUCAACCUUGUCAACCAAACCCAUGUUUUAACGGCGGAAGAUGCACACCGGAUGGUGAGAGUGGAUACAGUUGUGCUUGCUUCAGACUUUAUUCAGGCAAAAACUGUGAAAUUGAACCAACUGAACCUUGUCAACCAAACCCAUGUUUGAAUGGUGGAAGAUGCACACCAGAUGGUUUUGGUGGAUACAGUUGUGCUUGCUUCAGACUAUAUUCAGGCAAAAAUUGUGAAAUUGAACCAACUAAACCUUGUCAACCAAACCCAUGUUUGAAUGGUGGAAGAUGCACACCAGAUGGUUUUGGUGGAUACAGUUGUGCUUGCUUCAGACUAUAUUCAGGCAAAAAUUGUGAAAUUGAACCAACUAAACCUUGUCAACCAAACCCAUGUUUAAACGGCGGAAGAUGCUCACCAGAUGGUGAGGGUGGUUACAGUUGUGCUUGCUUCAGACUUUAUUCAGGCAAAAACUGUGAAAUUGAACCAACUAAACCUUGUCAACCAAACCCAUGUUUGAAUGGUGGAAGAUGCACACCAGAUGGUUUUGGUGGAUACAGUUGUGCUUGCUUCAGACUAUAUUCAGGCAAAAAUUGUGAAAUUGAACCAACUAAACCUUGUCAACCAAACCCAUGUUUAAACGGCGGAAGAUGCUCACCAGAUGGUGAGGGUGGUUACAGUUGUGCUUGCUUCAGACUUUAUUCAGGCAAAAACUGUGAAAUUGAACCAACUAAACCUUGUCAACCAAACCCAUGUUUGAAUGGUGGAAGAUGCACACCAGAUGGUUUUGGUGGAUACAGUUGUGCUUGCUUCAGACUAUAUUCAGGCAAAAAUUGUGAAAUUGGAAUUUGUCCUCCAACAAUGGUAUAUUCGAAUUGUGCUCCAUCUUGUCCUCGAUCCUGUCUAGACAAAUAUAAUCUUCCACCAAAAGCAUGUACACUAGAAUGCAGGCAAGCAUGUGUAUGUCAAGAUGGCAUGAUUCUAUCUGACAAGGACAGCACUCAAUGUGUAAAACCGUCAGAAUGUCCAGCUCGAGAUGUUUGCAGAGCAUGGGGAGAUCCGCACUAUAUUCAGUUUGAACAAAGCAGCACUUAUGAUUUUAUGGGAUUAUGCACAUAUCUGAUGUCUGAAACUUGUGAUCUUGAUAAAUCCAAUCCUCGAUGGUUUUCUGUUCUUGCCGAAAAUGAGAAACGUUUCAAUAGAGAAGGUGUAUCUUGGGUCAAAAAUACCCAAAUACUUUUAGAAGGGGGAAAAAUUAACAUCACUCUUGCAAAAGACGAAAAAGAAAAGUUUGCUUUGAUCAAUGGCAAAGAAGUCGUUGAAGCAACCACUCAGACUUUUACUUUGAGAAAUUCAGGAACGUCUAUUAAAGUAACAACAGAUUGUGGAGUUGAAAUCACGUACAAUGGGAAUGCAGUAAUUAUAAGAGUCCCACCUGCAUACAAAAAUAUGCUCUGUGGAUUAUGUGGAGACUAUAAUGGUGAUUCAUCAGAUGAUUUAAAGAUGAGAGAUGGCAUGAUGGCGGAGGAUUUCAAUGAAUUUGGUGAUAGUUAUCAAGUUGGUGAAUGUGGGAAGAAGACUCCUCCUUCUAUUGAUUGUCCUAAAGAAGGAGACAACAGAUGGUCAACCAAUGAAUAUUGUGGAAUUCUUCUCACUGAUGAAUAUUUCUUAUCUUGUGCAAAUGGUGAACUACAUUAUCAAAGUUGUGUGUUUGAUAUGUGUGCAACAGAUGGAAACAAAGAUGUUUUACAGGAGGAUCUAAUAUUUGCAACUUAUGACUGUCGUAAUCCUGAUCCUGACAUACCAAGUCCUCCAUGUGACUACCGAAAAAGAUUUGGUAUUGCUAUGAUGUCAUGCCCAGAGCAUAGUUCAUAUGAAGGUUGUGCAAGCGCAUGUCCUAAUACAUGCCAAAAUCCUCGAGCCUCAGAGAAUUGUCCCCUCCCGGAUGUUGAAGAUUGUGUAUGCAAUGAGGGUUAUGUGCGAGAAGGUGUUCGAUGUAUACAAAGGAAAGAUUGUGGAUGCAUCAGGGAUGGAUAUUACUAUAAAGCAGGAACUGGAAUAAUAAAUGAAAAAGACAAUACAGAUUGCCUGUGUAUGCGCGGAAACUUCAUAUGUGAUUGUAUUGAUGGAUAUUCAUUCAAUGAUGAUGGAACAUGUACAAAAAUAUGCUCUCCACCAAAAGAAUUUACAACAUGUGCAACACAGUGCCCAAGGACUUGUGACGAUCCAAUGCCACCCACUUGUACAAAGGAAUGUAAUUUGGACAUUCAGUGUGUUUGUUCACAAGAUUUUGUACAAAUAUCUAAAGAUGAUUCAACAUGUGUGCGAUUUGAAGAUUGCAAACAAAAAUGCAAAUUUGAUUCAUGUGAUGAAAAUGCAAUCUGCUCGGAAACAGACGAUGGAAUAGAAUGUGAUUGUUUAGAAGGAUAUGAAGGCGAUGGAAAAACCUGCACAAUUCCUGAUAAACCAUGUGAACCAAAUCCAUGCAAAAAUGGUGGAAGAUGUGUUCCCUUUGUUGGAUUCGGUGACUCAUACAUAUGCUCAUGUCCUAAAAGAUUUUCUGGAAAUAAUUGUGAAAAUGAAUUUAUCUGUCCGCCUGGAAGAACUUAUAGUGAUUGCGAGCCAUGUUCAGGCACAUGUGAUGAACCUAAUUUGUCAUAUUUGUUGCCAGCUACAGGAGAAACUCCUAAAUGCUCCAGAAUUUGUCGAGCAGGAGAUUUUUGUAGCUGCCCAGAUGGAUUUAUACAAAAAAGUGAAACAGAUAUUACUUGCGUUGCAAUUUCAACAUGCAUAGGUACCAGUCCAAAGGAUCCAUGUGAGAAUAACCCAUGUAAAAAUGGUGGGUUAUGUUUUGUUGCGAAUGACGAAUAUGGCUGUGCCUGUCCACGGCUGUAUACUGGGAAAAAUUGUGAAAUUGGACCUGAAAAAGCAUGUGACCCAAAUCCAUGUCAAAAUGGUGGAGAAUGUUUACCUGCAAUGGGGGAUUCAAGGUUUUACACAUGCAGAUGCACAGAUGGAUUCUCAGGGAAACAUUGUGAAGUUGCCAAGUGUAUUGCUCCAAAGGUAUAUACAAACUGUGCAUCAGCUUGUCCCACAUCAUGUCUUGAUAAAUACGAUAUUCCACGAAAAGCUUGUCCAACAGUGUGUCUGCAAGGAUGUGUAUGUCCAGAGGGAAUGAUUUUAUUGGACAAGGACAGCGAUGAAUGUGUUAAAUCUUCAGAAUGUCCAAAACGAGAAGUUUGCAGAGCAUGGGGAGAUCCACACUAUAUUCAGUUUGAGCAAAGUAGUAAAUAUGAUUUUAUGGGAUUGUGCACGUAUGUUAUGUCAGAGUCUGUUGGAUUUGAAAAAUCCAGUGAUAGAUGGUUUGCUGUUCAUGUUGAAAACGAGGAGCGUUAUAACAGAACUGGUGUUUCAUGGGUGAAGAAUGCAAGAAUACUUCUUAGUGAUGGAUCUAUAGACAUUUUCCUAUCCAAAGAAGGCGCAAAGUUCAAUGGGAAAGAUGUGACUGUUGUCAACCAUCCAAGAUUCACACUGACAGUUAAUGGUAAAGCAUACACCGUAACUACUGAUUGUGGAGUAUCAAUAACAUUCAAUCCAAAUGCAGUUAUCAUACGAGUGCCACCGUCCUACAAAGAUCAAGUUAGAGGUCUAUGUGGAGAUUAUAAUGGAGAUUCAUCAGAUGAUCUUACAAUGUCAAAUGGGGAAGUUACUGAUAGCUGGAAUGAAUUUGCAUCAAGUUAUGUUGUUGGAAAAUGUGAUCAGAAUAUUCUCAGUCCACAACCAAAAUGCACAGAAGAAGAAAAAGCUAAAUGGUCGAAAAAUACAUUUUGUGGAGCAAUCACCCAAGUUUCUGGUAUAUUUGACCAAUGUAGAAGCUUGUUAGAUAUAAAAACCUAUUUCCAAAAUUGUGUAUUCGAUAUGUGUGCAACAAAAGGAGAACUUCAAGUUUUUGAACAGACAAUUGAAACUUUUGUUGAGGAUUGUAUUAGUAAAAAUGUAACUUUGUGCGGAUGGAGAGAAGCACUGAAUCUUCCAGUGAAAUGUUAUGCUCACAGUACUUACGAAAGUUGCCCAACAACUUGUCAAAAGUCUUGUGCUGAUCGUUAUGCUUCAACGAAAUGUGUCGUACCCCUGGCAGAAGAUUGUGUAUGUGAUGUCGGUUAUAUAAAAGAAGGUGACAGAUGUAUCCUGGAUAAGGAUUGUGGUUGCUGGAGAAAUGGGAUGUACUAUUCUAAAGGUUCUCGAGUAACAGAUGAUGAUGAACACAAGACUUGUGUCUGUUUUGAAUCAAUCGGAUUUACUUGCACAUGCUUGGAUGGAUAUAUAAGAGAUGGUCGGAAUUGCAGAAGACCUACGUGUUCUGAUGAUCCUUGUGAUGGAGAUGCAACAUGCUCAGAGGAUGAUGGAUUAGUUCAGUGUAAAUGCAAUCAAGGUUAUCAAGGAGAUGGGUAUUUUUGUGGACCAUUGUGCGAUGAUGUUACUGAAAUAGAAAAUGGAUAUAUAGUAUAUUCUGGAGAAAUUGAAUCAGUUGCAGGAUAUAAAGCCACUUUCAGGUGUAAUGCUGGAUAUAUUUUAAAUGGCAAUGCUGAAAUAAUCUGUCAAGCAGAUGGAUUUUGGUCUGGUGCCAAUCCUACUUGUGAAAAAUUCGAAUGUCCUGCUGGACGAAAAUACAUCAAUUGCGAGCCAUGCGAAGGAACAUGUGAUAACCCAAAUCUAUCUUACUUGGUACCCAAACCGGGUAAAGUACCUAUGUGUGCGAAGAUAUGCAAACGUGGGCAUUUCUGUAGUUGCCCAGAAGGCUUCAUACAGAAGAGUGCAAGUAAUACAACAUGUGUGCCUAUUUCAACAUGUAUAAAUCAAGGGGGAUGCACUGCACCAAAAGUGUUUUCUGAAUGUGCAUCAUCUUGCCCUGCAUCAUGUCUUGAUAAAUACGAUGUUCCUGUAAGACCAUGUCCAGCAGUGUGUUUGCAAGGAUGUGUAUGUCCCGAAGGAAUGGUUUUAUUGGAUAAAGACAGUGAUAUAUGUGUCAAAUCUUCUGAAUGUCCGAAACGAGAAGUAUGCAGAGCAUGGGGAGAUCCACACUAUAUUCAGUUUGAGCAAAGUAGUAAAUAUGAUUUUAUGGGAUUGUGCACGUAUGUUAUGUCAGAGUCUGUUGGAUUUGAAAAAUCAAGUGAUAGAUGGUUUGCUGUUCAUGUUGAAAACGAGGAGCGUUUUAACAAAACUGGUGUUUCAUGGGUGAAGAAUGCAAGAAUACUUCUUAGUGAUGGAUCUAUUGACAUUUUCUUAUCCAAAGAAGGUGCAAAGUUCAAUGGAAAAGACGUGACUGUUGUCAAUCAUCCACGAUUCACACUGAGAGUUAAUGGUAAAGCAUACACCGUAACUACUGAUUGUGGAGUAUCAAUAACAUUCAAUCCUAAUGCAGUUAUCAUACGAGUACCUCCAUCAUACAAAGAUCAAGUUAGAGGUCUAUGUGGAGAUUAUAAUGGAGAUUCAUCAGAUGAUCUUACAAUGUCAAAUGGGGAAGUUACUGAUAGCUGGAAUGAAUUUGCAUCAAGUUAUGUUGUUGGAAAAUGUGAUCAUGAUAUUCUGAGUCCAGAACCAAAAUGCACAGAAGAAGAAAGAGCAAAAUGGUCGCAAAAUACAUUUUGUGGAGCAAUCACAGAAGUUUCCGGAAUAUUUGACCAAUGUAGAAGCCUGUUAGAUAUAAAAACCUAUUUUCAAAAUUGUGUAUUCGAUAUGUGUGUAACAAAGGGAGAACUUCAAGUUUUUGAACAGACAAUUGAAAAUUUUGUUGAGGAUUGUACUGAUAAAAAUGUAACAUUAUGCGGAUGGAGGGAAGCCCUAUAUCUUCCAGUAAAAUGCAUGGCUCACAGUACUUAUCAAAGUUGUCCAACAAAUUGUCAAAAUUCAUGUGCUGAUCGUUAUGCAUCAACAAGAUGUGUUAUACCCAUUGCGGAAGAUUGCAUAUGUGAUGCUGGUUAUAUAAAAGAAGGUGACCAAUGCAUCUUGGAAAAUGAUUGUGGUUGCUGGAGAAAAGGAAUGUACUAUUCUAAAGGUUCUCGCGUAACAGAUGAUGAUGAACACAAGACUUGUGUCUGUUCGGAAUCGAUUGGAUUUACUUGCAGAUGCUUGGAUGGAUAUAUAAGAGAUGGUCGAAAUUGUCAAAGACCUACGUGUUCUGAUGAUCCAUGUGAUGAAGAUGCAACAUGCUCAGAUGAUGAUGGAUUAGUUCAGUGUAAAUGCAAUCAAGGUUAUCAAGGAGAUGGUUAUUCGUGUGGACCAUUGUGCGAUGAUGUUACUCAAAUAGAAAAUGGAUAUAUAGUAUAUUCCGGAGAAAUUGAAUCAGUUGCAGGAUAUAAAGCCACUUUCGGGUGUAAUGUUGGAUAUAUUUUAGUUGGAAAUGCUGAAAUAAUUUGUCAAGCAGAUGGAUUUUGGUCUGGGGCCAAUCCCACUUGUGAAAAAUUCGAUUGUCCUGCUGGACGGAAAUACAUGGAUUGUGAGCCAUGUGAAGGAACAUGUGAUGACCCAAAUCUGUCUUACCUGAUACCAAAACCCGGUGUAGUACCUAUUUGUGCAAAGAUAUGCAAACGAGGACAUUUCUGUAGUUGCCCAGAAGGCUUUAUACAGAAAAGUGCGAGUGACACAACAUGUGUGCCUAUUUCAACAUGCAUAAAUCAAGGGAAAUGCACUGCACCGAAAGUAUAUUCUGAUUGUGCAUCAGCUUGCCCUGCAUCGUGUCUUGAUAAAUACGACAUUCCUGCAAAACCAUGUCCAGCAGUGUGUUUGCAAGGAUGUGUAUGUCCAGAAGGAAUGGUUUUAUUGGAUAAAGACAGUGAUAUAUGUGUCAAAUCUUCUGAAUGUCCGAAACGAGAAGUUUGCAGAGCAUGGGGAGAUCCACACUAUAUUCAGUUUGAGCAAAGUAGUAAAUAUGAUUUUAUGGGAUUGUGCACGUAUGUUAUGUCAGAGUCUGUUGGAUUUGAAAAAUCCAGUGAUAGGUGGUUUGCUGUUCAUGUUGAAAACGAGGAGCGUUAUAACAAAACUGGUGUUUCAUGGGUGAAGAAUGCAAGAAUACUUCUUAGUGAUGGAUCUAUUGACAUUUUCUUAUCCAAAGAAGGUGCAAAGUUCAAUGGAAAAGACGUGACUGUUGUCAACCAUCCACGAUUCACACUGAGAGUUAAUGGUAAAGCAUACACCGUAACUACUGAUUGUGGAGUAUCAAUAACAUUCAAUCCUAAUGCAGUUAUCAUACGAGUACCUCCAUCAUACAAAGACCAAGUUAGGGGUCUAUGUGGAGAUUAUAAUGGAGAUUCAUCAGAUGAUCUUACAAUGUCAAAUGGGGAAGUUACCGAUAGCUGGAAUGAAUUUGCAACAAGUUAUGUUGUUGGAAAAUGUGAUUAUGAUAUUCUGAGUCCAAAACCAAAAUGCACAGAGGAAGAAAGAGCAAAAUGGUCGCAAAAUACAUUUUGUGGAGCAAUCACUGAAGUUUCCGGAAUAUUUGACCAAUGUAGAAAAUUGUUAGAUAUAAAAACCUAUUUCCAAAAUUGUGUAUUCGAUAUGUGUGUAACAAAAGGAGAACUUGAAGUUUUUGAACAGACAAUUGAAACUUUUGUUGAGGAUUGUAUUGAUAAAAAUGUAACAUUAUGCGGAUGGAGGGAAGCCCUAAAUCUUCCAGUAAAAUGCAUGGCUCACAGUACUUAUCAAAGUUGCCCCACAACUUGUCAAAAUUCAUGUGCUGAUCGUUAUGCAUCAACAAGAUGUGAUAUACCCGUUGUGGUAGAUUGCAUAUGUGAUGUCGGUUAUAUAAAAGAAGGUGACCAAUGCAUCUUGGAAAAAGACUGUGGUUGCUGGAGAAAAGGAAUGUACUAUUCUAAAGGUUCUCGAGUAACAGAUGAUGAGGAACACAAGACUUGUGUCUGUUUGGAAUCAAUUGGAUUCACUUGCACAUGCUUGGAUGGAUAUAUAAGAGAUGGUCGGAAUUGUCGGAGACCUACAUGUUCUGACGAUCCUUGUGAUGAAGAUGCAACAUGCUCAGAGGAUGAUGGAUUAGUUCAGUGUAAAUGCAAUCAAGGUUAUCAAGGAGAUGGUUAUUCGUGUGGACCAUUAUGCGAUGAUGUUGCUGAAAUAGAAAAUGGGGAUAUAGAAUAUUCUGGAGAAAUUGAAUCAGUUGCAGGAUAUAAAGCCACUUUCUGGUGUAAUACUGGAUAUAUUUUAGUUGGAAAUGCUGAAAUAAUCUGUCAAGCAGAUGGAUUUUGGUCUGGAGCCAAUCCUACUUGUGAAAAAUUUCAAUGUCCUGCUGGACGAAAAUACAUGGAUUGUGAGCCAUGUGAAGGAACAUGUGAUAACCCAAAUCUGUCUUACUUGAUUCCAAAACCCGGUGUAGUACCUAUUUGUGCGAAGAUAUGCAAACGUGGACAUUUCUGUAGUUGCCCAGAAGGCUUCAUACAAAAAAGUGCGAGUGACACAACAUGUGUGCCUAUUUCAACAUGCAUAAAUCAAGGGAAAUGCACUGCACCGAAAGUAUAUUCUGAUUGUGCAUCAUCUUGCCCUGCAUCGUGUCUUGAUAAAUAUGACAUUCCUGCGAAACCAUGUCCAGCAGUGUGUUUGCAAGGAUGUGUGUGUCCAGAUGGCAUGGUUUUAUUAGAUAAAGACAGUGAUAUAUGUGUCAAAUCUUCUGAAUGUCCGAAACGAGAAGUAUGCAGAGCAUGGGGAGAUCCACACUAUAUUCAGUUUGAGCAAAGUAGUAAAUAUGAUUUUAUGGGAUUGUGCACGUAUGUUAUGUCAGAGUCUGUUGGAUUUGAAAAAUCCAGUGAUAGAUGGUUUGCUGUUCAUGUUGAAAACGAGGAGCGUUAUAACAAAACUGGUGUUUCAUGGGUGAAGAAUGCAAGAAUACUUCUUAGUGAUGGAUCUAUUGACAUUUUCUUAUCCAAAGAAGGUGCAAAGUUCAAUGGAAAAGACGUGACAGUUGUCAACCAUCCACGAUUCACACUGAGAGUGAAUGGUAAAGCAUACACCGUAACUACUGAUUGUGGAGUAUCAAUAACAUUCAAUCCGAAUGCAGUUAUCAUACGAGUACCUCCAUCAUACAAAGAUCAAGUCAGAGGUCUAUGUGGAGAUUAUAAUGGAGAUUCAUCAGAUGAUCUUACAAUGUCAAAUGGGGAAGUUACUGAUAGCUGGAAUGAAUUUGCAACAAGUUAUGUUGUUGGAAAAUGUGAUUAUGAUAUUCUGAAUCCAGAACCAAAAUGCACAGAAGAAGAAAGAGCAAAAUGGUCGCAAAAUACAUUUUGUGGAGCAAUCACACAAGUUUCUGGUAUAUUUGACCAAUGUAAAAGCUUGUUAGAUAUAAAAACCUAUUUCCAAAAUUGUGUAUUCGAUAUGUGUGCAACAAAAGGAGAACUUCAAGUUUUUGAACAGACAAUUGAAACUUUUGUUGAAGAUUGUAUUGAUAAAAAUGUAACAUUAUGUGGAUGGAGGGAAGCCCUAAAUCUUCCAGUAAAAUGCAUGGCUCACAGUACUUAUCAAAGUUGCCCCACAACUUGUCAAAAUUCAUGUGCUGAUCGUUAUGCAUCAACAAGAUGUGCUAUACCCAUUGCAGAAGAUUGCAUAUGUGAUGCUGGUUAUAUAAAAGAAGGUGACCAAUGCAUCUUGGAAAAUGACUGUGGUUGCUGGAGAAAAGGAAUGUACUAUUCUAAAGGUUCUCGCGUAACAGAUGAUGAUGAACACAAGACUUGUGUCUGUUUGGAAUCAAUUGGAUUUAAUUGCAGAUGCGUGGAUGGAUAUAUAAGAGAUGGUCGUAAUUGUCGGAGAACUAUGUGUUCUGAUGAUCCUUGUGAUGAAGAUGCAACAUGCUCAGAGGAUGAUGGAUUAGUUCAGUGUAAAUGCAAUCAAGGUUAUCAAGGAGAUGGUUAUUCGUGUGGACCAUUGUGCGAUGAUGUUGCUGAAAUAGAAAAUGGAUUUAUAGUUUAUUCUGGAGAAAUUGAAUCAACUGCAGGGUAUAAAGCCACUUUUUGGUGUAAUUCUGGAUAUGUUUUAGUUGGAAAUGCUGAAAUAAUCUGUCAAGCAGAUGGAUUUUGGUCUGGAGCCAAUCCAACUUGUGAAAAAACAUUUAUAGAGGAUUGCACUGCACCGAAAGUGUAUUCCGAUUGUGCAUCAGCUUGCCCUGCGUCAUGUCUUGAUAAAUACGACAUUCCUUUAAAACCAUGUCCAGCAGUGUGUUUGCAAGGAUGUGUAUGUCCAGAAGGAAUGGUUUUAUUGGAUAAAGACAGUGAUAUAUGUGUCAAAUCUUCUGAAUGUCCGAAACGAGAAGUAUGCAGAGCAUGGGGAGAUCCACACUAUAUUCAGUUUGAGCAAAGUAGUAAAUAUGAUUUUAUGGGAUUGUGCACGUAUGUCAUGUCAGAGUCUGUUGGAUUUGAAAAAUCCAGUGAUAGAUGGUUUGCUGUUCAUGUUGAAAACGAGGAGCGUUAUAACAGAACUGGUGUUUCAUGGGUGAAGAAUGCAAGAAUACUUCUUAGUGAUGGAUCUAUUGACAUUUUCCUCUCGAGAGAUGGCGCGAAGUUUAACGAUGUGGAUGUAACUGCCGUCAACCAUCCAAGAUUCACACUCAGAUUCGAUGGAAGAGCUUACACAGUAACAACUGAUUGUGGAGUAUCAAUAACAUAUAAUCCUAAUGCAGUGAUUAUAAAAGUUCCGUCAUCAUACAAGGAUCGGGUUAGAGGUCUAUGUGGAGAUUAUAAUGGAGAUUCAUCAGAUGAUCUUACAAUGUCAAAUGGGGAAGUUACUGAUAGCUGGAAUCAAUUUGCAUCAAGUUUUGUUGUUGGAAAAUGUGAUCAUGAUAUUCUGAGUCCAGAACCAAAAUGCACAGAAGAAGACAAUGCCAAAUGGUCUGGAAAUGCAUAUUGUGGUGCUCUAACAGAUGUUUCAGGGUUUUUUGGAAAAUGUAUUAGUGUACUAGACACAAAGACAUACUUUAAAAGUUGUCUUUUUGACAUGUGUGCUACAAAUGGUAUUAUACAAGUAUUUGAAGAGACUAUAAUCACAUAUAUAGAGGCAUGUGCUGAACAUAAUAUAACUUUGUGCGGAUGGAGGGAGGCGCUAAAUCUUCCACCAAAAAAUUGUCCUGACAACAGUAUUUACGAAAGUUGUCCAGAAACUUGUCAGAAAAUGUGUGCUGAUUCCAGUUCUUCACCAAGAUGUACUGAUUAUGUUAUUGAAGAAUGUAUCUGUCAUGACGGCUACCUAAAGGAAGGCAACAAAUGCAUCUUGAGUGGUAGAUGUGGCUGCUGGAGAGAAGGAAUUUAUUAUUCAUUCGAGUCAAAAAUUGAAGAUGAUAGAAAUCACGAAAUUUGCUAUUGUUCAUGGGAUGGUGAAUUUGAUUGUACUUGUAAAGAUGGAUAUAUAAAGGAUGGAAACAGAUGCAGAAGAAUGAGAUGUUCUGACAAUCGUUGUGAUGAGAAUGCAUCAUGCAAACGUGUUGAUGGUAUAGCCCAAUGUAAAUGUGACCGAGGAUACAAAGGAGAUGGAUUUUCAUGUAAUGAAAUACCUUGUCCUUUGCCAAACAAGCACAAGGUUGCAAUAAUAUCAAGUGGAGAUGGACCUUACUACCCUGGUGAUGUUCUAAAAUACAAGUGUCCUCCCAAUUAUAAACUCACAAGCGGUGGAAGUUUGACUUGUCAAUUUGGGGCAUUCUGGUUAGGACCAGGAGUGGAAUGCAAAGCUUUGUGUGAUAGAGUUGCUGAAUUACAAAAUGGUCAAGUAACAUACAGAGGGAAGAUGCCUUUGACAGCUGGUCACAUUGCUGUUUACAAAUGCAAUGAAGGGUAUGUUUUAUCAGGUGAUAAAGAAAGAACUUGUGGAUCGAAAGGAAUUUGGACAGGAUCUGAUCCUUACUGUGAAGAAAUAUGUUCACCUCCUCAAAUUUACUCCAACUGCGUAUCAUCUUGUCCUCAGACCUGUGAUACACUCGGUCAAAUGGAUCUGCCGUGUACAUUACAGUGUAAUAGAGGAUGCAAAUGUCCAGAUGAAAUGGUUCUACCUAGCAGUAGUUCAGCUACAUGUGUACCCAUACAAUCUUGCCCUAAACAACGUUGUCCUCUGCCAAUGAAACAUGAUGUUGCCAUUAUCUCUACUGGAGAUGGUCCUUACUACACUGGAGAUGUUAUUCAAUAUGUAUGCCCAAGUGGAUACAAUCUGGUAGGUGAUGGAACAUUAACCUGCCAAAAAGGAGGUGUAUGGUCUGAAGAGGAAAUAAACUGUGAAAAAAUCUGGUGCGGAAGGCCCAAUGACAUAAACAAUGGCAAUGCAUUGUAUGAUGAAGAAUACUUUGGCCUUGGUGAUGUUGUGUUUUAUGAGUGUAAUGAAGGAUAUAAGUUAAAAGGUGUGACACAAAGAACAUGUCAAAAAGAUGGAAAUUGGAGUGAAAAUGAACCAUUCUGUGAAGCUCCAGGAGAUGGAUGUCCUGCUCCCAAAGUGUACACAACUUGUGGAACUGCUUGUCCUGCAACUUGCCUUGAUGAGUAUGACAUUCCUGCCACUGGAUGUUUUCUAUCAUGCAAUCCUGGAUGUGUAUGUCCUGAUGGAAUGGUGUUAUUGGACAAAGACAGUGCUGAAUGUGUAGAGAGAAAAAAAUGUCCAAAGCGUGGAAUUUGUAGAGCAUGGGGAGAUCCUCACUACACAAUGUUCGAACAAAGCAGUAAAUAUGAUUUCAUGGGACUGUGCACUUAUACAAUGUCUGAAUCCGUUGGCUAUGAAAGGACAAGCAAGCAGUGGUUUGCUGUACACGCUGAAAAUGAAGGACGCUUCAACAGAACAGAUGUUUCAUGGGUUAAAAAUGUCAUAAUACAACUUGAUAAUGGUCAUGUGGCAAUAGUAAUAGGAAAAGAUGGUUUUGAGAUCAAAGGUACAAAGACAUUACAAUCUCGAUCAUCGUUAUACAAACUGAGACAUGAUGGAAAGAAAUAUACAGUAACCACAUCGUUUGGAGUAGGUAUAUCAUACAACGGAAAUGCUGUAUUGAUUCGUCUUCCAGUCUCUUACAAAGGAAAGGUGGAGGGUCUGUGUGGAGACUACAACAGUGACCCUUCAGAUGAUUUGAAAAUGAAAAAUGGUUUGAUGGCUAAAGAUUUCUAUGAAUUUGCAACAAGUUAUCAAUUUGGAAAAUGUAAAUCUGUGAAACCUUCAGACUCUGUUCCAGUGUGCUCAGAUGGUGACAGAGCAAAAUGGUCUGUGGAUGGAAAAUGUGGGGCAAUGACUAGCAAACAUGGCAUUUUGUCGGAAUGUGCUUCUCUUAUAGAUGUCCAAAUGCAUGUCAAAAAUUGUGUUUUUGAUAUGUGUGCAACACAAGGACAAACAGAGGUCUUAAUUCAGGCAUUGGAAGAAUUUGUAGCAGACUGCAGAGAUCAUAUUGAUGGGUUAUGUGAUUGGAGGGAAAGACUUCGCCUUCCUUUGCCAAAAUGCCCAGCAAAUAGUAGUUACCGUGGAUGUGCAACUGGAUGUCCUCAAACUUGUGCAGAUCUAGAAUCUCGUUCUGCCAAUUUCAGGUGCAAACAGCCCCAGAUUGACGGAUGUGUGUGCAACGAUGGUUUUAUCAGGGAUGGACCAAAUUGUGUAUCGAAAGAAAACUGUGGAUGUUAUCACAUGGGAAUGUACUUUCAAAAAGGCCAAAGUUGGUAUCCACCAGGAACAUCACAGAUUUGUGAAUGUGUAUCCACCGAUGAGGUCAGAUGCAAAUGCAUAGAUGGUUAUAAAAUUGACUACGAUUCCAUGACUGGAGAGAUGAAAUGUAUUGCAUUGUCAUGUGAUGAUAAUCCUUGUAGCAGUAAUGCCAUAUGCACAAAUGAGGACAGAGGUUUCUCUUGUCAAUGUAAACCAGGAUACCAAGGAGAUGGAAAAGUUUGUUCAUCAAUAUGUCCGUCAGACCAAGAGCCAGCAGCAUGUGUAUCACACUGUCCACAAACAUGUGACAUGCUGCACUCAAUAGAUUGUGAGCCGGGAUGCGACCCGAACAAUUUCUGCCAAUGUCCUGAGGGAUAUGUGCAUAGAAGUACCAGUGAUCGAACAUGUGUACUACCAUAUGAUUGCCCUGUUAUCGAUAUAACCUGUCCCAUACCGAAUCCAAUAGAGUACGGCAAUUUUAAACUCAGCUCAAAUCCACCAAAAGUUGAGGACAUUGCUACAUAUGGAUGUCAACCUGGAUUUAAACUUGUCGGAAAUGAUGUUAGAUAUUGUCAGGAAGGUGGUAUAUGGUCUGGGGAACCACCUGUCUGUGAUUUGGAUAGUGCUGCCUUUCUUUUCGAUGACUUCUUUUAGAUAUGAAUGAUUAUGAGUGAGAAAGUGAAAUUCUGCAGUACGCUUCGUUACAAUGACUGUUUUCCCGCCAGACUGAUUGAACAGAGAACAUCAAAAAUAAUUUUUGCAACGCUCUUUCUGGUGCACGCUAUUUGCUUAUAUGUAUGCUAUCAUAAUUCGGUAUUUGAGUUCUCAUUGGUGGAUGUGCUAUAUUCAUGUAAUUCUAAUUGUCUGCCAGCAAAAGUCAAUAAAUUGAAUUUGCUACAGUGCUAUAAUUUGAUACAUCACAAAACAAUAUAUAAUAAAAAAUAUAUGUAUCUAACUAUA
Messenger RNA from Styela clava, 18233 nucleotides. NCBI's taxonomy places the organism in Eukaryota, Metazoa, Chordata, Ascidiacea, Stolidobranchia, Styelidae. The record is from RefSeq and is a predicted model, not a curated record.